Molecule: messenger RNA, 1202 nt
Organism: Aspergillus eucalypticola CBS 122712
Lineage: Eukaryota; Fungi; Ascomycota; Eurotiomycetes; Eurotiales; Aspergillaceae
Exons: 4
Coding region: 1-1164 (387 amino acids)
Source: RefSeq, a predicted model, not a curated record
AUGGCUGCUAUGAUCACUCCGGGGUCUCCGGUCAGGUUGGUUCCUGGAACACGCCGUCGAUCUUUAAAUCUGGCCAUCUUAUUUCUCGUUAUCCUAGCUUUACUCUGGUCUUUGUUAUUUCAUGGGAACAUUGGACACGGCCGAAAUGUUAAGCCCGACGAGAUCCGGGACCCCUUCGACGCGAUCGCAAACAACACACUAGGUUUUGAGAAAAUAUUUGCGAUUAGCCCGGUACAACGCUUAGACAGACGCGAUGCGAUUGUACUUGCAUCCUCAGCUACAGGAUUUCACGUCGACUUCAUCGACGGGUUUGUCCUCGAGGAAGAUAGCGCCAAGGGAUUGAACGAAUCAAAGAAGGGCGUUGAAGCCUUUACUGCUUCCCGCCCGCAUGCGAAUGCUGUACAGAGAAUCGUCGCAGCUGGGAUCGCAAGCGCACUAAUACUUGAGGACGACAUUGACUGGGAUAUAAAUAUCAAAAUGCAAUUAAAAGGACUCGCCCUAGGCGCUCAGCAAAUACCGAGGAUCAACUCUCCGGAAAGCAAUGCGACCACAGAUUCUCCGUACGGUGACAGCUGGGACGUUCUUUGGAUCGGUCACUGUGGUAUUAAAUGCGACGGCUCUUCACCUAUUCAGUUGAUGCCUCACGACAUAACGGCGAUGCCAUCUCGCUACCUUCCGCCUUAUUCGUACGAUCCCCCAGCUGGAACUGGGAACAAUGUCCGGAUGGCAUGCAUGAUAGAAAAGGCGGCAUGCAGUGCGGCGUACGCCAUUACAUACAGGGCGUCCCAGAAGAUCCUCGCUGCUUCGACACGGCUCACAGACGAUGACAAUAUGGAUUUCCCAGACCUCCUUAGUGGACUUUGUCACAAUGGCUCAUUGGAGUGCUACUCGUCUUACCCGUCGCUAGUUGGGAGAUGGAAAGGCGGCAGAAAGGAAUAUUCCUCGGAUAACGACCAACAAGUCGUUAAUAGCCCGAUGUCUCAUUCCUCUGGGGUCAUGUACAGUACUCUGGGGAAUAUUGAGCACAUAUUGGACGGAGAGUGUGCCGUGCGAGCCACUAUCGAUGAUGCUAUAGUUCCAGAGCUUAUCCCAGAUCUCUUUGAGGUACCCCAUUCAUUUCUUCAGUGGACGGAUAAGAGAGGGGGACAUGAAAGAGCGUUAUAAUAAUGCAUGCAAAGAAAUUUUUAACAAAAGAAUAUCAC